This is a messenger RNA of Epinephelus fuscoguttatus (brown-marbled grouper), 2543 nucleotides long. RefSeq lists its product as uncharacterized. The transcript has 4 exons. Bases 146 to 1597 code for a protein of 483 amino acids. The record is from RefSeq and is a predicted model, not a curated record. NCBI's taxonomy places the organism in Eukaryota, Metazoa, Chordata, Actinopteri, Perciformes, Serranidae. Gene Ontology annotation, biological process: regulation of transcription by RNA polymerase II. Gene Ontology annotation, molecular function: DNA-binding transcription factor activity, RNA polymerase II-specific; RNA polymerase II cis-regulatory region sequence-specific DNA binding.
ACGAGACACGCCUCUUCUUCUUUCUGCGAUUCACGAAGCCAUGUGGCUGUCGUUGGUAAAUAAAGCUUAUAGCUAAUCUUGAACUUCCAUUUACUCUAAAUUUUUGCAUACAAACGCUGACUUUUGCACAGUCCGAGCAGCCAAAAUGUCCGCGGGCGUCGUGAACCUGCAGGCGCAGGUGGAGUCGGUGCUGGGGGAGCUGGUCAAAGCUGCCACGGUGGAGUUAACCAAACUGUUCGAGAGCAGAUACCGAGCCUCGGUGCUUGAUGUGGAGGUGGGCCGCACUGAGGACAAAGAGCAAAAAAAUACACUGGACAGUGGGGACACAACACGCAGCAUCGGAGUGCAAGUGGACGAAGACAUGUAUCCGCUGUUGGAGCUUUCUGCCCCCCCUUUCUUCUCAGAUGGUGAUUGUUUGAGGGAGUGCAGAGAGGAGGAGUUUGAGGUAGUGGAGGGGAGUCUCAUUCCAUCAGAAAUCCUCCUAGCUGAGGAUAAUGGCCACGCUGACCCCGAGUGGUCGCCUCUGAAGGAACAGGUUCUGGCAGAGACUGUAGAUAUGGUGGAGUUGAGCGGGUGUCAAGCAGAGUCUCCGACUGACAGUAAUUCACAAACUGAAGUUGUUUUGCAUGUCUCUGCAGAGACAUGGACGGAGACAGUAAGACAUGGAUCUAUGCAAGGGUCUCCGACUAAACAGAAGCCUCUUGUGAUCCAACCAGAUACACGUGACGUCAUUUCUGGGGAGAAGAUUAAGUUUGUUUGCCCGUUGAUCCUAAAGCCCGAGUCUUCAACCCCUAAACCUGACAGUUCAGAGAAGCCUGUUCAAACUGAGCCACAGCAAGUCUGUGGUAGCACCGCCAAGGGCACUGCCUACAGUCCAUCCCUGUCUGAUGGAGCAGUGACCCCUGCCCAAGUUGGGGUUUGGGAACGGAUCCACACACCGAAGGAGAAGAACAACCUCCACAUGAAACUGAAACUGACUUCUCCAGACCAAAAGCUGAAGCGUCCUUGUGUAGUACAACUGGUGGAUGUGCUCAUGAUGCCUGAGUCAGAGAUGAAGCUUCAGAAUGCUAUCGCCAAAAGUCAUGAUGCUACCCACAAAACAGGCAGGCCUCUGCCCAAAGACCUCCGCCGCCACCAAGGUCUUCACACUGGUCACCGCCUCUGCUGCUUCACCCCCUGUGGAGAUGGCAUAUGGCGGCUUCAGAAGGUGGUCACCCAUUCUCGUGAUGGAUACCCUUGCAGCAUCUGUGGCAAGACGUUCAAGCGGAGGAAGAUUCUCCGGCGGCAUGAGCGCUUUCAUUCUGGAGAAAGACCGUACUCGUGUUCCACGUGCUCGAAGACGUUCGCACUGAGGAAGAGCCUCCGCCGCCACUUGAGGUUCCACACGGGGCAGAAGCCACAUACCUGCAUGCAGUGCGGCAAAAGCUUCCGUCUGCGUGACAAUCUGAAAGCACACCUGAGGUUUCACACUGGGGAGAAGCCUUUCAACUGCACCACUUGUGGCAAGACGUUCAGGAUUGAGAGGAAUCUGGAGAAACACAAACUGAGCCAGUGCGGAUACUUUGUUCCUUCAUUCAGGACAAUUGCUGGCUUGUAGCAGUGGUCAAACAGAUGUCAGUGGAUGGUUGUGUUGGUUGUUCCACUUUCUACCUCAGACUGAAAACACUGUAUGGCUUUUGUAGACAGCCGUCUUGAAACAUCUAGAUAAGAAAGUUAAAUCUAUGAGAGAAACAGAAACCAUGAUCCAGAUCAUUCCUGACACUCAGACAUUCGAGAAAGGUUAGAUUUUUUUUUUUUUUUUAAUUAAUAUUAUUAUUAUUAUUUUUUUUUACAACAAAUAAGAACAGGAUGCAGCAUGAUUGGGGCAUUUUUUACAAACCUAUACUACUGAUGGUUUUGUCUUGAUUUCCUUUGUUUCUUAUUCCUCGCCAUGUUUUUUCCUCUUGUGGACCAAUACCAGGAGUGGGAACAGAAUACAACUACUUGGCAUUUUUUAGCAUUCCCCUCCACUUUGCACAGUUAUUCAGCUAUACUACAUACAUGUAUGUACUGCUCCUUGGAGAUUGUUUUGUAAAUGGGUUGGAAUGCAUCAGUGACAUUUUACGCUCUUUUGGGUAAAGACAGAAGAUAUUUGGGGAUUGUUUGGUUGGGAAAAAUACAGAUCCUCACGUGCCAACCUUUCUGUGUUGUGGUUCUGUAUAAAGUACUUCCACUGAUGUUUGUUUUUGUGUUGAUGCUCUUUCAAUGUUGUGCUUUUUUAAUUAACACCACUGUCUCUCAGUAUCUUGGUUUUGUAUUCAUUGUUUUGAUUACUGAAUGUAUGUAGACUUCUUUCCUCUGAUGGCCUAUAUAUCGAAGACCAUCUGUGCUGACUUUAUAAGAAAUCUGGUUUAAAUUUUAAAACCCUUUGCAAAGACAAAAGUACUAUACUAAGUGUUCAUAUGUGAUGUCAUGUUCUCUUUUUAAAUACUGUUUAAAAAGUUUUUAUAUUCCUCGAAACAAAUACUUAACAAAUGUUUGCUUUCAUCUUUUUAAACUUCUGA